This is a messenger RNA of Zingiber officinale, 3494 nucleotides long. RefSeq lists its product as uncharacterized. Bases 400 to 3126 code for a protein of 908 amino acids. The transcript is spliced from 11 exons. The record is from RefSeq and is a predicted model, not a curated record. NCBI's taxonomy places the organism in Eukaryota, Viridiplantae, Streptophyta, Magnoliopsida, Zingiberales, Zingiberaceae.
CAAGGUAUACUUUUGGGUCACAUUUCGUUGUCCCCAUUUUACCUCUCCGUUACCUCCCUCCUCUCUCUUUCCUCCGGCGGGAGAAGAUAUCGGUCGUCUUCGCUCGAAUCCCUUCUUCGGCUCAUCGCCGUCAGGGAUCUCUCUCCUUGGACCUCCGGUUCCAGUGGGCAGUACAGAAUCUAGCUUCUCAGUCAACAGAUUUUCCUUUUUUUUUUUUCUCUUAACGAUUGACAUUCCGUUCCUUCAUUUGAGUUUGAGUUGGGAUUAUUGGGUUAUCGCAACAUGUAUUCGAUCUGGGUUAGUCGUAGGAGGCUCAAUUAGCUGGAAGUUUUAGAUAUAGAAACGAAGGAACUGAUUCUUUUUAGUAGACAAGCAUACUCGUGCAUUGCACCUCCAGGAAUGAGUUUGGAGAAUGACGAUCCGUUACUUGAAAGAAGUUCUGAAACUCAGAGGAAAACUAAAGUACGCUAUACGCGAGAUGAGCUUUUAUCUUUCAGCAAACUUUCCGACAAAUUGCCUGAUGAAUUUGAUGCUUCAGUUUUGAGUGAAUUGAAUGAAACGUCUAAUAGUGUAAAUGAGAGGCAACGAGGUUUUGGAGGCUUAACCUUUCAGAGCACGAAGCAUAGCGAUUUUACCUCACAACCACCAUACAGGUCAGAAGUUGCAGGGAGUUAUUCUCGAGGAACCUCUGGGAGAUGGGAUGCACAAUCGAACUAUAGAGAUGGGGACCUCCAAGCUAAUCGUGAAACAAGUACACAAGAUAUUGGACGACAAAUUGGAAUACAAUCCAGAUGUUAUGCUCAACAGGAUGAGCAUGAUGGACUUUUGGGCAGUGGUGCUUUCCCAAGACCUUCAGGUUAUGGCAGACCAUCAACAGAAAAAUCAAGGGCAACUAGCCAAUUUCAACUCAAUAAGACUUCUGAACCCUAUCAACCCCCACGGCCUUAUAAGGCUAUACCUUUUCAACGGAAGGACAAUAGAGAUUCAUGUAAUGAUGAAACAUUUGGUUCAACUAAUUAUUCAAGUGAGGACAGAGCUGGAGAACUAAGGAGAAGAGAAUCCUUUGAGCUAAUAAGAAAGGAACAACGGAAAGCACUGCAGGAUAAGCAAAACAACCAUAAACACAAUCUUGAUCCUGAUAUUGCUACAUUGUUUGAGGAUUCUGAUGAUAAGAAAAGUACAAUCAGCAAAACUGACAAGGAAGAUGUUUCUUCACUAUCUAAAAUUCAAUCUCCUAGGUCUCCUUCUAUGCAUGCACCUGUAUCUCGGCCACUUGUGCCACCUGGGUUUGCUAGUACAGCAAUGGAUAAAAUCCUUCCCGUUCAAUCUAAUUGCUUUGCAUUAGAGAACAAUUCUGUCUCUAUUCUUGAAAAGUUACUCGGUGGUUUUCUACAAACUUCUGGUAGCUCAUCUGCUUCCUCUUCUAAUCAGGGUCUUAAGACGGAUGAAGAACCAUGGACAUCUUCAGUUUCUGUAUCUUCUAAGUUCGCAAGUUGGUUUGUUGAGGAAGAAAACAGGCGUUCAGAAGAUUUUUCAUCAAAGAAUUUACUUUCAUUGAUUGUGAAUAAUGAUAAAGUUGGCUCAUCAAAUUUUACAGUUUCUCAUGCCAAUGUAUUUGAACACGGGGAAUCAGGCAGUACUGAUAUAACUAAUACUACACUCAAAUUUGAUGUGUCUCCGACAACUGUUUCGGAAAUUGGGAUCUCUGAACAAUAUCAUCAAGUUGAUAAGCUAAAUUCAAGUCCUGUUGUACUUACAUGUGAAGACCUUGAGCAGUCAAUCUUGGCUGAUAUCGAAGGGGGGCCAAGUCUACAGCAUACGGUACAGGAACCUGAGACAAGAACAGGUGGAAAACCAGAACAUCCAAAAUCUGAUAUUGACGAGCAUGUUUCGCAACAUCUUCUUUCUUUGUUGCAAAGGGGAACAAAAAAAGAAGAGACGGUGUCGGGGACUUGUGUAGGUGUUGAUUUCUUUGAUAAAUUGUCUUUGACUGGUAAAAGUUCUUUGAAUUAUCCAAUUCCUGAUAAGGGCAUUGUUGAGGUACCAUCCUGCUCAGAUAAAACCCUGACUCUUGAAACAUUGUUUGGGGCUGCAUUUAUGAACGAGCUUCAAUCGGCUCAAGCACCUGUUUCUACACAGAGAGUGGCAGAUGGUGGAACCAACACUUAUGCCUUCCAAUCAUCGGCUGGAUUUCCCUUUCCACAUUCUGAUGGUAGUUUCUUUUCUUCUAGUUCUGGAGAUUAUCAGCCAAAUAAACCUGUUCAUCACAGUGACACACUACCUCCAGGCACUGUCUCUUUUGAAGAGAAAGUUGUCAACUUUCAUUUGCCAGGUGAACAAAGUUUGAUUAUUGAUAAUGAUGCUCUGGAAUCUGCAACCUCAGAUUCUCUUUCCUUUCCUAAUACACGUAAAAAUGAGGAGCUAUUUUCCAAAAUGAAUGAAGGACAUCUUAAGGAUAGUUUGCGUAAUGCCAUUCCAAGAGGUGCAGAAGAUAUUCCAACAACCAUGUUGGAUGGCUCUUUUCAGAGGCCCCGUGACCUGGUAAAUGCUGGUGCUCUUCAUCAUCAUUUGCAGGGAAGGACAUUAUCUCAUACCGUCAACCACGCUAUGCCUCUACACCCAUUGUUGAAUCAUCUCGCUAAUGGGGAUGAGCAAAUGAAGCAUGUUAACCCCCAACAGAAUUUUCAUGACCCUCAAAGUUUUCUUGAAAAUCUUGUUCCGCAUAAUAGUUACCAUGUUAAUGCCCCACGCAUUGAUCCUGCUUCUUAUCACUUGAUACAGCAGUUGCCAAUUCCAGGAAACUUCCCACAGCAAUUGCCCCAUCAAGGGUUUUCAGGAGGUAUGCAAUUACCUCAUCAGAUAAAUCACGUGCAAAGCUUUGUACCAGAGACAAACAAUAUGCAUAACAUUGCAUUACCACAUCAGCAGUCUAACUAUGGCAGCUUCGGAAUGGGAAUACCAGGAGCAUUGGUUGGUGGCGGCGGCGGUGGCAAUCAUCCAGAUGCAUUUCAAAGGCUGAUGGAGAUGGAGAUGAGAGCUAAUCAAAAGCAUGCCCACCCUGCAGCUGCAGGCCACAUUCCCAGUAUGUUUGGUCCUGGAUUUGACAUGAACUUUCGAUACAGAUGACACUAAGUGCCGAAUCAUUCCAAUUAGUUUGGUGGUGGUGUAACUUUGGUGUGCGCUGUUCUUUUCUCGCUUUGGGUGGCAUCUAUUGUAUCUCAAAUAUCCUCAACCAAAGACUUCAGCAGAUUCAGAUGACCGUGGGGAAACAGAGAGACUUCCAUGUUCUGUAUAGGUAAGCCAGCCAAGGGGUUUUUCGUUUCCGCUCAGUGUCAGUUGAAACCUAGACUUUCAGAAGUUGCUCACUCAUGUAACAUGUAAAUAUGCGGUGUCAGAACCGUGUCAGAACUUUCUUCGGAGAUUGCUACCCAAUCACUUUAACAUUUCUCAGUUGUUUGCUUAUGGUAUCUGGUUAGCUCAUGCCAUUGUCUUCA